Penicillium bovifimosum is the source of this 327-nucleotide messenger RNA. RefSeq lists its product as uncharacterized. NCBI's taxonomy places the organism in Eukaryota, Fungi, Ascomycota, Eurotiomycetes, Eurotiales, Aspergillaceae. The coding region runs from base 1 to 327 and encodes 108 amino acids. The record is from RefSeq and is a predicted model, not a curated record. The transcript has 3 exons.
AUGUCUUUCCUCGCCUCCCUCCGCACCUCCUCUCGCCAGGCCAUGCGGUCCAGCUUUGCUGCUCCCGCUUCCACAUUCCACACUUCAGCAGCCCGACGCCUGCACGAGGAUGACAAGGAUCAAGACCGCGAUAACCUCUCCGAACACUACGAGGCUCACAAGCAAGAGAAUCUCAAGCGCACGAAGGAGGGUAAGGGCAAGUGGACGGCUGAGUUGGCCAGCAACAGCGAGGAAAAUGUGAAAGCUGAUCGUGGCGAGUACGGUUCUGAGUCCAUUGAGACUUUGCAGCAGCAGACGAAACACGCUCCCCGCGAGAAGCACGAUUGA